This is a messenger RNA of Durusdinium trenchii, 2201 nucleotides long. NCBI's taxonomy places the organism in Eukaryota, Dinophyceae, Suessiales, Symbiodiniaceae. The record is from the annotation of a GenBank genome assembly.
CAACGGUGAACCAUUUCUUUGAAUAUCUGCAGACCGUUUCGGAUCUCCGUGUUUGCGUGACCAAGGGUAUAUGAAUGCCAUGGGGCCCAUGGGGCGUGUAUGAUUUGUUUCUCCAAGUCAUGAGUAGCUUCUUGUUCCUAGUAGCGAUGCCAUGAAGCCGCACUCUUCACCACCCAAUCAACAACCGCACGCUGUUCUCAAGUUUCUGGGGAAGGCGACGAACUGGCAGCAAGCACUUCGGGUGUUCGGCGGGCUUCCACACAAAGACCAAAAUGUCAAGACCUUUGGCGCCGCUAUUGGUGCAUGCGCAUCAUCUGGGGAGUGGGAACUAGCACAUUUGCUUUUGCGGGAGCUUUUGCACCACACUCAUGUACAAGGGAAUGCGAUUGCCUAUAGUUCCGCUAUACGUGCGUGCAAGCCCAGUGGUGCUUGGCAACAAGCAAAUGUCUUGUUGGGGGAAAUGGCAACAAAGAAUGUGGAAAGAAACCUGGUGACUUACAAUAUUGCACUGUCUGUAAUGGAGAACGUGCCGCACAAAGCCGCAUGGCAGGCUGCCUUUCGUAUGCUGGAGGUGCUGAGGGAGGACACUUUGCAAGGAGAUAUUUUCACAUGUUCAUCACUGAUCUCAAGCAGCUUGCGCAACACUGCAUGGCAUACAGCAGUUCUUCUGUGGCGGCUUGCUCCGGCUGCGGUCCAGCCGGACUACAUAUUUUGGAGUUCAGUGUUCAAUGCUUGUGCUUUCAGCGGGGCCUGGUCCUCUGCAGUCUUUUUUUUGGGGGAGCUCAGGAAGCAAAGGCCAAGGGAUCGAAUGGUGUCAAAGCAGUGGACCAUGCUUUACAACUUGGCCAUCAAUGCUUUCAGUUCGUGUGGGCAAGAGGAAUCACACUGGCAAAGAGCCCUUUCACUCCUGCAAGGUUUAGGGGAAGCGCAGGGAGAAGCAUCUAUCGUAACGUACGGUUCGAUAGUGAGUGUGUGUGCUGAUUGUGAAGGGUGGCAGUGUGCACUGGCACUGGUACAACACUUGGAUGAUCAGGAGCUCAAGCUGGAUCUAGUGACUUGCAGCUCUGCAAUCUGCGCGUGCAGGAAGCAGCCCCAAAAAGCCACAGCAAUGUUGCGAGGGCUCCCUACUCGGAAGCUUGAAGCAGACGUAAUUAGCUACAAUGCGGCCAUCCAGAGCUGUUCAGCAUGGGCGAGUGCGGAAUCAAUGUUGCGUGAGUUGCAGCAAGAUGCGGUGGAACCUUCGACCAGAAGUUACCCGACAGUACUCAGGAUUUGUGAACAUUCAGCAGCAUGGCACCGGGCUGUACUCCUGUUAGAAGAGCAUGUCGAACGUCUGAGGACUCUGCGGAAUCCGACUGGCGAAGAUCGUGAAGGCCUCCUUCGCAGCUUCAACAUUGCGAUCAGUUGUUGCCAAGAGAGCCACUUAUGGAAGCAAGCCUUGCUGAUACUGCAGCUGUGCAUGAACAUCUCCAAACCCAGUGUUGUCUCUUUCAGCUCGGCCAUUAGUGCCUGCGAGAAAAGUGGGCAGUGGCCGCAAUCUCUUGCACUCCUGAGGCAUAUGGAAACCGCAUUGUUGGAUGCAAACACAAUAGCCUGUAACGCAGCCAUUGGCUCUUGCGAAAAGAGCGGCCAGUGGCAAAUUGCUGAAGCUCUUUUCCAAGAGAUCUGCCAAGCAAGCGAUAUUGAAGCUGACCGAAUCUCCUACAACUCUUGCAUGAGUGUUUUAGCAACAGCUGCUCAAUGGAGGAGAGCUUUGGUUCUCUUUGGCGAGCUUGGAUCAGAAGCCGACGACAUUGCGUAUAGUUUGGUCAUGCGCGCUGCCCAACGGGCGAGCAAGUGGGAAGUCGCACAGGUUUUUGUCGAUAUGAUUGCUGGCUUGAGCUUUUGCGCUAGACCUCGAUUCCAUGAUCUGAACCCGAAGCUCUACGUGAAUAUUUGCGACUUUGCAGCUGCCACUUUUGAUCAAGCAGGGCAAUCAAUGCCCAUCACCUACUGCCUCGAGGUAGUGCAGACUUAUAGCCUCCUAGAGCUAAGGGAGGUGCAGAAGGGACCAAAGGGAGAAGAGCUGGAAACACAACCUUUUCAGACGCCACUGAAGCCUGCAAGGCCAACAAAUUCCGAGGACCCACGGUAACCUUAAGACAUACUCUGACCUUUCCUUAAGACGGCCUCGCCUAGUACUUGAUGUAAGGAUAGUAAGA